GCCGUAACAAAAAUCCAGUAUGGCGGAAUCUGCCAGGAGAUGAAAUUGUCGUCCAUUCUUUCUCCUGUGCCGGGAAGAAGCUGUAAGGGGAACAUGGAGGAGAACUGGGAGUGUGGCGGAACACGCUGUCGCCCUGCAGCAGGGCUGCUGCCUGGCCCUGAAGCUUGACAGAGCCCUGAUCAGAACCAAACACAAAGGCUCAUGGGGAUUGGCUGCUGCUCCAUCUGGAUAUCUGCUUCCUGUUUCCAGCUGUGAGAGACACUUUGGAGGCCGUCUUUACACUGCAUGUUGAAUCCGUCUCCAGACACUCGCAGACAUCUACCAUUUUGGCAGGAUAGCAGUCUCACUAGCUGGUCAACCACAUCUGCACACUCCCACGCGCCAAGGGCCCGUCUGAGCUGCUGGGUCGCACACACCGGCCAGCGAUGACAUCACACAGUCACCCAGAGGGAAUCCUGGGAAAGGAGCAGCCGCUGGAGGUGCUGAAGACGUCGGUGCUCAACCACAUCCCAACAGUCGACAUCAACUCAGCACUGCCCCUGCGUCUCCCUCCGGCUGCCAUCCCAAUGGACCUGCGAGUGGACCACCAGCAGCAGCAGCAGGUGUCUCCGCUGUCUCCCUCCAAUGAGCAUUCUCCCGGCUCUGUGGGAGGCACGGGUGGAGGGGGCGUGGUCUCCGCUCCUCUGCGCGAACAACAGCUACAGCAGGAGUUGCUUACCCUGAAGCAGAAGCAGCAGAUCCAGCGUCAGAUACUCAUCGCAGAGUUUCAGAGGCAGCACGAGCAGCUGUCCCGCCAGCAUGAGGCCCAGCUCCAGGAACACAUUAAGCAGCAACAAGAGCUUCUGGCUCUGAAGCAUCAGCAGGAACUGCUGGAGCAUCAGAGAAAGAUGGAGAACCACCGGCUGGAGCAGGAGCUGGAGAAGCAGCAGCGGGAGCAGAAGCUGCAGCUACUCAAGAACAAGGAGAGAGGACAGGAGAGUGCUGUUGCCAGCACAGAAGUGAAGAUGCGUCUACAGGAAUUUGUCCUAAACAAGAAAAAGGCUCUGGCCCAGCGUAGUCUUAAUCAGGGAGGCCCCCACAACGAUGCCCCCUACUGGUACAGGAAAACCCAGCACAGCUCUCUGGACCAGAGCUCCCCUCCACAGACAGGUGUGUCAGCCUAUAACCACCCGGUGCUUGGCGUCUACAAUCCUCGAGACGACUUCCCACUUCGAAAGACGGCAUCUGAACCCAACCUGAAGCUGCGCUCCAGGCUGAAGCAGAAGGUGAGCGAGCGCAGGAGCAGUCCACUUCUGCGGCGGAGGGACAGUCCCAUCACCUCAGCCAAGAAACGCUCCCUCGACAUGGCAGACUCUGCAUGUAAUAGUGCCCCUGGCUCAGGCCCCAGCUCCCCCAACAACAGCUCCAACAACAUUCCCAAAGAGAAUGGCAUUGCGGUAUCAGUCUGCAACAGCACAGAGGCGUCGAUGGCCCAGCGGCUGUGUGGCGGAGCUGAACGAGGCUCCAUGAACCAGCUGUCCCUCUACACAUCGCCGUCCCUGCCCAACAUCACGCUGGGUCUGCCAGCCACAGCAACAGCGACAGCAGCUUCCAGCGUGACUUCCGCUCAGCAGGACGGAGGUCUGCAGCCAGCGCUCUCUCUAAGCCCCCCGUUCCUCUCUGGAGGACAUUUGACUCCCUUUCUGGCUGAGUCCAGCACAGGAACUGGUGGGCAUAGUGGUCACAGUCCUCUCCUCCAGCACAUGGUGCUCAUGGAGCAAAGUCCUGCGCAGAGCCCCCUGGUGACAGGUGUCGGCAGUCUGACCAUGUCGUCAUCAGCCUCAUUGGCCAAAUUGCAGCGGCAACACCGGCCCCUGGGACGGACCCAGUCGGCACCUCUGCCUCAGGGCAGUGCAGCCCAGGCCCACGCCCAGGCGCUGGCCCUGCAGCAGCUGGUGGUCCAGCAGCAGCACCAGCAGUUCCUGGAGAAGCACAAGCAGCAGUUCCAGCAGCAGCAGCUUCACAUCAACAAGAUGAUGGCCAAGCCCAGUGAGUCGCCAGUGGGACGCCAACACCAGAGCCACCCAGAGGAGACGGAGGAGGAGCUGAGGGAGCACCAAGACGCUGCCGCUCUGCCACCAGGGGUCACCAUUAAGCAGGAGCCCCCCGACAUGCAGGAACUGCAGGAUGAGACGUUGGUUCAGCACCGGGAGAGACAGACGGAGCAGGAACUUCUCUUCAGACAGCAGGCCUUGCUGCUAGAGCAGCAGCGGAUUCACCAGUUGAGGAACUAUCAGGCCUCCAUGGAAGCAGCUGGGUUGUCCAUCUCCUUCCCAGGUCACCGUCCGUUGUCCAGAGCUCAGUCAUCGCCGGCCUCUGCCUCCUCCUUCCCAAUUAGUGUCCCCUCUCCUGACCCGGCCAUCAAGCCUCGAUUCACCACAGGUCUGGUGUACGACUCCCUGAUGCAGAAGCACCAGUGCAUGUGUGGCAACACCAAUAGCCACCCAGAGCAUGCAGGGCGCAUCCAGAGCAUCUGGUCCAGACUGCAGGAGACUGGACUGCGAGCUCAGUGCGAGUGCAUUCGGGGGAGGAAAGCCACUCUGGAGGAGCUGCAGACGGUUCACUCGGAGGCCCAUGUUCUGCUGUAUGGAACCAACCCUCUCCGACAGAAGCUUGAUUGUACAAUCACACCAAUGUUUGUGCGGCUGCCGUGCGGAGGAGUUGGGGUGGACAGCGACACCAUCUGGAAUGAGGUCCACUCCUCCAGCGCUGCUCGGCUGGCUGUGGGCUCAGUGGUGGAGCUGGUGUUUAAAGUGGCGACUGGAGAGCUGAAGAACGGCUUUGCUGUGGUCAGACCUCCUGGACACCACGCAGAAGAAAGCACUCCGAUGGGCUUCUGCUACUUCAACUCGGUGGCCAUCGCUGCCAAACUGUUGCAGCAGCGACUCAGUAUCAACAAGAUCCUCAUUGUGGACUGGGACGUUCACCAUGGCAACGGCACCCAGCAGGCCUUCUACGAUGACCCCAACGUUCUUUAUGUCUCGAUCCAUCGCUACGAUGACGGAAACUUCUUCCCUGGCAGUGGUGCCCCAGACGAGGUGGGCAGCGGUCCGGGAGUGGGCUUCAACGUCAAUGUGGCCUUUACAGGCGGUCUAGACCCCCCAAUGGGAGAUGUUGAGUAUCUGGCAGCCUUCAGGUCGGUUGUGAUGCCAAUUGCCAAUGAGUUUGCCCCAGACCUUGUGCUGGUCUCCUCUGGCUUUGACGCGGUAGAGGGGCACCCCCCUCCUCUGGGAGGCUACGUCCUGACGUCCAAAUGUUUGGGUUACCUGACCAGGCAGCUGAUGACGCUUGCUGGAGGGAGGGUGGUCCUUGCUCUGGAGGGGGGUCACGACCUCACUGCCAUUUGUGAUGCCUCUGAGGCCUGUGUCGCCGCCCUGCUGGGCCAGGAGCUGGACCCGCUUCCCAAGUCGGUUCUAGAACUGAGGCCCAACCCAAAUGCUGUCCGAUCUCUAGAGAAGGUUCUGGAAACCCACAGCAAGUAUUGGCGCUCUGUGCACCGCAGCUCACCACAACUGGGCCUGUCCCUGCUGGAGUCCAAGCGAGGGGACUCUGAAGAGGCCGAGGCAGUCAGCGCCAUGGCGUCACUCUCAGUGGCCAACAGCAGCGCCAUGGAGCACAGCCGGGCAGAAGAGGAGCCGAUGGAGGAAGAGGAGCCACUGUAACAAAGGGAAACGUGCCGCUGCCCUUUGACCUCAAAGGAGAUUGUCUCUUUGAGCUGUGAAGAGUCUGGACUGAUUUCUUCAUUUAGUCCCCCAGAGCCCACUCAUGUCAGUCACCUUGACUGGCGGCAGUACGGGGGGCAGGGGGCGGGCUCAGCCUCAGAGGAGGGAGCCCAUCAGGAGACGGAGGACUGAACUGGCAAUUUCAACAUACAAGAGUUUCGUGGCGCCAGCCGUUCGGAGACUCUUUUUUUUCUGUCAGUCUUUGCACCCCCAGGUCUGCCCACGACCAGUCGGCGGGCAGGUGCGUUGGCAGGAGCGUGGUUCAGCUCUGUCGCUGAGAAACACUUGGUGCUUCACACACACGGACACCAGUGGCAGUUGAGGCCCCAGCUGGCGACCACAGCUCUUUCUCUUUAACUUUUGUUUCUUGACGACACAAGGCUUUUGCUGAGACGUGCGAACACUGUGGACGCCGCAAGGCCACGUGGACGCCCGUGUACGGACGCUCGCUUGACCAGCCCGACGUGUGUGGGUGGAGUGCCUUGGGGAGGGUCGCUGGUUAUUAGGAUUGUUCUGGAAAGAUUGCCUUAAGUCACAAAGAUGGAUGAUGAAACAGUCGUUCAGCAUGUUUACUCGAACGUGGAUGUUCUCAAGAGUUACUCUACUUUUCGAUGGAUCUAUUUUUCUGUACAAAUCUAACUUUGUGAAGGUAGUUGCCAGCCGCAGCAGGACAGGAAGUUGGAGUGGGACGCUCCAAAGCCUUUGAUGUAGCCGCCCUUUAUCCCAAAACAAACAGCGCAUGUGACGGAGCCGCCGGCCUGGGCCCUGAAUGUUAGCCGCACUAGAAACGCAGAGCGAGAAAAGCCAAAGCAUGUUUGCAUCCACCGACAUGUUUCGUUCCGGAGUCGACCGGGUCACGUGACCGGUUGCUUCCCCGUUGAUUUGCUGGUUGGCAACUACCUGGAUCAUGAGAGUGUAAAUUGAAUUCUAUAUUUUGUAGUUUCAGUUCCAUCAGGGUUGACACUAUUUACGCUUUUUUUGAUGUUUUCAGUUUUGCUGCCGUUUCCCCCAGCCCAUCAAUAAUACACUAGUUGGGUGUUUUAUAUCCAUUUUCUGGAUAGUUCUAGGGCUGCCAACCCCAUACCUGGCAUUUCUACUCCCACCGCCCUUCCUCCCUGAGAGCUGCAGGUCUUCAUCACUCCUGUGCUCAGUGUGAGUGCUGGUGCAUCAUCUGAUGCUCUGCAGAGUCCAGUCAUCCCAUCCGACCGACUCUCGGGGGGUAAAUUGAAUCACUCUGUUGCCUAAUCAAUGUGCAUUCCUCUGGUGCAACCUUUCAACUGUGACUCCCGACACGUCUGCGGCUCAAGAGGUCGACGGGGACGGGCUUCUGUGUCACCACCCGCUCCUUUCUGUUUUGAAUAUCCAACCGUUUUGUCUCACGAAAACAUUCCAUGGCUUUCCUUUGGUUUAAACUUUACUACUAGGACUUCGCUUCCUUUCUCUCCGUCUGCUCGCGUUUAACUCUUUGCAUGGUUCGUGAGUCCGCAUGCCUGCUCGUGUACGUGACAAAAAAAUGUAUUUGCACAAAAGAAGGAGAACACUGGAGGCUCCCGCAGCCGCCCGGAGCCCGGACGCAUUUCUUCCUCUCUGCUGUGCGAACACUUGACAGACUUUGCCCACACGGCUGAGAAACAUUUGAUAUUGUUCUUAUUGAAUAUCGUUUCCAGUAGGUGAUUUUACCGUGACUCAGCACUUCAAGACUGUGUUUGAAGGGACUCCGGCUCUGCCAAACAUCUGCAUAAUCACACACUCCCAAAGAAUGUUCCUCUAUCAAAGAGUUUUGUGAUUUUUGGUGGAAGCAGGUUUGAAAAAAACAACAAAAAAACAAGGGCAGGGGACUGUGGCAGCACCUUGGCCAGUUCUCGAUAUAACCACUGUGGCUCCAGAGCAAGACUUGGUUUACAUGUAAAUGAGAAAAAAAAGUUAUUUUUUUCUUUGUCUCUAUUGAUGAAAAAUGUUCUUUCAUUUGGGACCUACGCUUUGGACAUUUCAUCUGCGCCAUCCUCUAUAAAAUCUAUUUCUUAAAACUACAA
Molecule: messenger RNA, 5794 nt
Organism: Synchiropus splendidus (mandarinfish)
Lineage: Eukaryota; Metazoa; Chordata; Actinopteri; Syngnathiformes; Callionymidae
Product: histone deacetylase 4-like
Exons: 27
Coding region: 426-3701 (1091 amino acids)
Biological process (GO): chromatin organization; negative regulation of transcription by RNA polymerase II
Cellular component (GO): histone deacetylase complex
Molecular function (GO): histone deacetylase activity
Source: RefSeq, a predicted model, not a curated record